Parasteatoda tepidariorum (common house spider) is the source of this 1451-nucleotide messenger RNA. The record is from RefSeq and is a predicted model, not a curated record. NCBI's taxonomy places the organism in Eukaryota, Metazoa, Arthropoda, Arachnida, Araneae, Theridiidae.
AGAAAUUGACAUAUGCGAGUGGUUACACUUAAAAGACGCUAGCAUUAGUUUUAUCAGAUCGAUUACAACAGUUCAACUUUCAACUACAUUAAGAAGGAUAAAAAAAUUCGAUCCAAACCACGAGAAGUUUUCUGUUAUAGAUUCAGAGAGCCAAUAUGGCGCAAAUGCUGCCAUAUAUUCUACCUCUUCUUUUAGGAAGGACUAUCAAUCUCGAUACAAUGGAAGUUGGAGUUGAUAUUUUUUCAAAAAAUGUUAUUUUAAAUCCCGAAAUUAUACAAAGUCCUUUAACAGAAACGAAAUAUAAAAUAGUAGACAAUGCUGUAGAAUCUAGAAACCUCUUAGAUGUUGAAGGUUCCUUUUCACUUAAUGUCAAAGCUGGUGUUUUCAAGGCUGGUGCGUCUGGUGCCUACUUGUCAGAUGUCUACAACCGAGAAAAUACAGUUGAAGUUGCAAUAAAGGCUUCUUAUCAGCAAGUUACAGAACAAAUUCCAGCCGAUGCAAAGCCAAUAGAGACUUGGAGACAACUGGGUGAUGCCUUGGGAACACAUUUUGUACGUAGCAUCACAUAUGGAGGAGAAUUAAUAGCAGCCAUUCGAAUGGAGUGCAACAGCACUCGAGAUAAGCAAAGAAUUGCAGCCUCACUUGAAGUUGGAGGCAAAAUUGAAGUUUUCGACCUUGGCGUUGAAGCUGAAGCAGAAUACAUGAAAGACUUAUCAAAAACAGUGCAAUCAACGCAAAUCAAAAUAUUUAGCUCCAUACCUCUGAAUAAAGCUCCCAACGACAUGGACACGUUAAAACUUGUGCUCAGUCAAUUCCCGGAGGACCUGAAAAGUUUUAAUGGCGGAAAAGGCAUUCCUAUUAAGAUGGAACUGUGGCCACUGAACGUUUUAGAUGCUACCUUACCGGAAAAACUUAAAAACAGGGCAUUGGAAGCUAGUUUAGAAGAUUUUGAAAGAAAAUUCGAUGAUCUCUUAAAUACAAAAGCUGCCAUCGGUAAUUGGAUGAAAGUCUUAAAUCAACACCUCACUUCUGAUCAGGAAAAAAAGAUUGGAGAGUUUUAUACAGAUAUAAAUAAGAAGAUACGCCCCUUUUAUGAAGUGAUAGGAGAUCUUGACUUGUCGAAAGGCAGUGAACAGCUUAAGAAAGCAGAGGACAGCUAUGGGAAUUCAGUUCCUGGAAUAUACUACAAGAAAUAUUUAUUCUUAAGAGAGACUGUGGCUCAAGAUCAAGGAGAAUGGAGCUUGAGUCGGGGGAAUGGAGCUACUUACAUUCAUUGGGGUAAAAGUAAUUGUUCGGAGGCAACUGAAACAAUGUCCAACGGCACAAUUGUCGGUCCUGAAGGUCAAGGAGGUGGUGCAAAUUUUCUCUGUUUACCACAAAAUGAGUAUGUUAAAGUAGAGGUAAAAGACCAAAAAAACAUUGCCGUUCUUCAAGGUAAUUAUUACAUUUAG